UGGUUCCACUGGAGGAAAGCACACCCAGGUCUCACAUUAAAGAAGCCAAACUGUCUGCUUCAAAGAGAAAAGGCAACAUCCUGUCACAGGCCAUGCUCUGGCAAAAACCCACUCCUCCAGAGCAAGCCCCGGCCCCACCUCGGCCGUACCAGGGUGUCCGCGUGAAGGAGCCAGUGAAGGAGUUGCUGAGGAGGAAGCGCGGCCACGCCAGCAGCGGGGCAGCUGUUGCACCAACUGCGGUGGUGCUGCCCCACCAGCCCCUGGCGACCUACACCACAGUGGGUCCUUCCUGCCUUGACAUGGAAGUCUCUGCUUCCACAGUGGCAGAGGAGGGGGCUCUGUGUGCCAGCUGGCUCUCCCAACCUGCCCCGGCCACCCUCCAGCCCUUGACCCCUUGGACACCCUACACUGAGUAUGUGUCCCAUGAAGCCGUCAACUGCCCCUACUCAGCCGACAUGUAUGUGCAGCCUGUGUGCCCCAGCUACACGGUGGUGGGGCCCUCGUCCAUGCUCACCUACGCCUCCCCACCACUCAUCACUAAUGUCACGACAAGAAGCGCUGCCACGCCCUCCAUGGGGUCCCAGCUGGAGGGGCCGGAGCACCAGGCACCUCUCACUUACUUCCCGUGGCCUCAACCCCUUUCCACGCUGCCCACCUCCACCCUGCAGUACCAGCCUCCGGCCCCAGCCCUGCCUGGACCCCAGUUUGUCCAGCUCCCCAUCUCUCUCCCGGAGCCAGUCCUUCAGGACCUGGACGACCCCAGGAGGGCCAUCAGUUCCCUGACCAUCGACAAACUGCUCCUGGAGGAGGAGGAUAGCAACACCUACGAGCUCAACAACACCCUCUCUGUGGAAGGCUUCUAGGGCUGGCUCCAAUGAGAGGGUCCUACUCCCUGCAACUGGGAUUUAAAAGGAGCCUGGGAUUUGAACCUAGAUUCAUGUCUGUUUGGAGUAGCCAUUUUUUUUUUUUAAUCCCAGAUUUAUUGUAGCCCUCCCUGUGUCUUUCCCUUCUUUUUUUCCUUCCACUCCCUCCCUCUCUGCCUUUUUUCCUCUUUAGGGAUAUUGGAAUAUGAUUUUAUGCCACAUGUCACCUGAUCUGGGGUCCACACAGCCCCAUACAUAGUCCCAUUUCUGUCCAGUGUUCUUUCCCCCUCUCUCAUGCCUACUCCUCUAGCAGCAGCAGCUGCAGCACGGUGCAUCUGUCCUAGGGCUAGUUAUGCAUUCUGUCAUUUUGAGGUAUAUGAGGUGCCUGCGGGGAGCCCAGCCCUUCCAGCACCUCCCAGGUGAGGCUGCCAAGGGAGAGCUGAUGCCAGAGACCUCGAGCUGUCAGUUCCCACAGUUGCUCUUUUGUUUGCUGUUCUCAGCCUUGUCCAGAAUUAGGGUCGAUUUAGGCAGCAAAAGACUCAAGGGCUAGGGCUCAGUGUAGUGACAGGGAGGGGUGGGAAGGGAACAUCUGGGUGGGUAUGGUGAGUCAGGGACAGAAAGGAGCAGAGUAGGGAUGGGAACACAGCUGUGCAUGUCUGUGAUGGGUGGGUGGGGGGAAGAGAGUGGAGUUAGGGUUUAUGGGAAGAGGGGAAAGGCAAGAAUGUUUUAGCACCAGCUUUCUUGGAUACUAAGAAGAGCAAUAAACUUAAGGCAAACACUGGAUUAAGAGUUGGGUUUGGGGCUGUGGAGGAUCCUUUCAAGGAAAGCUGAGGGGCAUUGAGCAGCAGGGUGAAUGAUGUUUUACUGUUUCUGACCUGCUCGGGAUGGGAUGGUCUGCCAUGACCCCUGCGUCCAGUGCUGAGGGAUCCUUGGCCCAGCGCUGCUCCGCAGCCUUUAAAACACAUCUUAAGUCCUCCAGAGCCACAGUUGGAUGGAGCCAAGACUUCUUCCAUCUGAGUAUUAUCCUUCCAGGGGGUGUAUAGCGUCUCAGCCAGAAGGACCAUUAGGUUUCACUUAAAAUUUUACUGUAUCUUUUUCCCCCCCUUUUCCCAUAGAAGCAUCAGGUUGCUAGGGGGUCAAGCACCGUUGUUCCCAGAGUGCUUAGCUCCUAGGGGUGGGUGUGUGCCUUGUGCUGCUGCCUUGCCUGCUAAUGACACCACUGUUACACUUUGUACACGAGUAAUGACUUUUCUGGGAGGUGAUAAUUUCUUUGUUAUAUUUUCUUUGCUAUUUUGGAUAAAAACUCCAAAAACAGAUGCCACUUUUGGACUUUUUUUUUUUGCCUUGGGUUGAUUUUGGCCCCCAUUUCUCAGUAUCUUCCUAAAAUCCCAGUACAUGUCUUGAGAUAUUUUUAUUCAAAUGUGAUGUUUAGAUUUAAAAGCUUAAUGCGUCAUUUUAGAUGAACAUCUCAGUAGUGAGGGUGAACAAGCAAAAGAGUGAGAGGAGCUCAGUCUGUUUGAUGAAAGCCUUAGUUUCUGUAAAAAACACUAUGCAAGGUUUUCCACUACUUGAUGAUGUGGAAAGACACAGACAUAAUCUCCACAAUUUGUUAAGCUUGGUUAAAAAGCAAGGAAAUAAAGUACUUUAUGUGUUAGCUGAGACUGAAAAAGUAUUUUUUCCCUUUCUUAAAGCCCAAUGUCUAGGUAGUAGUAGUCAAUCUAAG
Molecule: messenger RNA, 2586 nt
Organism: Octodon degus (degu)
Lineage: Eukaryota; Metazoa; Chordata; Mammalia; Rodentia; Octodontidae
Gene: Pou2af1
Product: POU class 2 associating factor 1
Exons: 5
Coding region: 93-863 (256 amino acids)
Biological process (GO): positive regulation of transcription by RNA polymerase II
Cellular component (GO): RNA polymerase II transcription regulator complex
Molecular function (GO): POU domain binding; transcription coactivator activity; DNA binding
Source: RefSeq, a predicted model, not a curated record